UCACCUCUGACAGAUGCAUAGCAGGAACAGAAACUAUCAUUGUCUUCCUUCAGCUACCGCUCCAAACACACACACACACACACACACGCGCGCGCGCGCUCGCACACAGCCUGGUGGCCGGACACAAUGACCCAGCUCCCUGUGGCGUGGACGCUGCUGGCGGCCGCUCUGUGCUCGGCAGCCUCGAGCCACCGUCUGCAGACAGAGAGGGUCAGCGCUCUCUACCCGGAGCUCCACAGCAACGCCACCGUUCAGUGCGACUGCCUCGACUACUGUGACUCUGCCUACUGGUUCCUCACCGAUCCCAGCGCGGGCCACGUGCAGUUUCUGGGCAGAUACAACAACGCUGACCGCGUUAACUAUGCGUCCAAUGUCGACAAAUCGCGCUAUAAACUCAGCAAGAGGGGCAGUUUGUCCUUCGCGCUGCAGGUGAUCGGAGUGACAGUGAAGGACACAGGGAUUUAUUCUUGCGUCCUUAAAGACAAGAGCAACCAAGACAUGUGGAAACCUGGGACUCUGCUCCUGCCGGGAGUACCCGCUCCAACAUCACCUCCUGUGACGAAGUCCAAACCACCAGUCAAGAAAAUCUGUACGUGUAAGAAGAACGCGCAGGCUGGCUGCGGCUCCAUGGUCCUCUGGCCGCUAGUUGGACUGGUCGCGGGCCUGGCCCUAGCCGUCGUCUGCACACUCUACUACUUCAGCCGUCUGCCCAAAAAAUGCCGCCACCAGUUUGUGAAGAGGAGCCGGUGAUUGAAGCAGUGCAUCUACGCGUUAUGUCUGAUUGGCUCAGGUGACGUCCAGUGGACCACGAUGUUUGCGCAUCAGCCUGAAGAUCUGCUCUGCUAAUAACACGGGCCCUUUACUACCAGUGAAACGUGUGCAUCUGCAGCAGAGGACGCUUUUCUGUAUUCGACAGCAGCCAUGUAACAUAUUGCAACGGACAGAUGUGCAGAGACGCAGACUUCGAGCUCAACGAAGUUCAUUUGUAAUUAAUGUGCUAUAAGUGAUCAUCCUCAGAUUUGACUUACUGUGAUUCCUGCAGGUUUCUGAUUUUGACCUUUGUCGUUUUGUAUUUGAUGUUAAAUCAGUGCAUCAGUAUCUCAUAUUAAAGACACGACUCUUGAACAUUACCAGGGUAACCUAAACCCAAACUGUAAUACAGUAUUAGCUCUGUUGCUCUCUUCUGUAUUUACUCAUUUGUGUCUUUACGUGUUUGUUUGUACCCUUUGCAUUGACGCGCAGAUUUUUCUGUGAGCAAAAUCUGAUUGGUCAAUAAAUCAAUAAAAGUGUAUAUUUCCAUCCA
Messenger RNA from Betta splendens (Siamese fighting fish), 1303 nucleotides. It is a transcript of the gene cd8b, whose product is annotated as cd8 beta. Gene Ontology annotation, cellular component: cell surface. Gene Ontology annotation, molecular function: MHC class I protein binding; coreceptor activity. Lineage: Eukaryota; Metazoa; Chordata; Actinopteri; Anabantiformes; Osphronemidae. Gene Ontology annotation, biological process: regulation of immune response. The coding region runs from base 127 to 750 and encodes 207 amino acids. The record is from RefSeq and is a predicted model, not a curated record. The transcript has 7 exons.